CAAUUGUUCAUUCAAUGGGGUGAGUAGGAACCCUACAAGAAGUAUUAAGAACUUCAAAGACCACGCCACCAUAGAAACACCGAUGCACUCGCUUCGAGAAGUUGUUUCGUGUUCAUAUUCAGAUUUUAUUUAAUAACUCAUGCACCUUUUGUUUCCUUUAAAAUAAUUUUAAAGAAGGGAAUUACAAGAAGGAUUAUCCUACAUACUUUUAAGGAUGUUGGCGAGUGAUGUGGAAUAAGAAUAACGUUUAAAACUAAUCAAAUUCACAAUGGCGGCUUCUAAACUACCAAGUUAGUUUUCAUCAAUCGAACAACAACAAAGAGUAAACGAUGACCAGUUCUAUAUUCAUCCCAAUCACGCCGGUGAUGAAGCAGGCUAUCGAGGGUGGAGAUGCCAUUGGAUUGGAAAGAAUGCUUAAAGCAGGAAUGAAUCCUAACAUGAUAGAAACGCAAACUGAGAAUGGUGUUAAAAGUCAGCAUUCAGCUCUCAUCCUGGCUAUCUCUCUUAAUCAAAUCGAGGUAGCUGAUGUACUCAUCAAAGCUGGUGCUCAUGUCGAUACAAUAUUCUUGAAUUAUGACAGUGCCAACAAGUGUAUGUAUGGCAUAUCAGCUCUAGCUACAACCAGGAUGUUAUAUGAGUUUACACUGAGUAAUACUCUAGGCACAAUGCUAAAUACCUUGGAAGAAAGCCUGAAGAAAACAGAGGGCAGAGAACCAUAUAAAGUGCCUCCAGUUCAUCUACCAAAGGAUGUUCCUAACGAGGUACUGGUGGACUCGGUAAGAGAAGGUGAUCUCGAUUCAGUAACCAUCUUACUCUCACAUGGAAUGGACGUUAACUUCGUUCAUAUCGAUGGAGAGACGGGUUAUGUUAUGUCAAUCUUGAUUCUAGCAAUCAUAAGAAGGCGAUAUUCCGUAGCGGCUUUCUUACUUGAAAAGGGUGCUGAAUGCGAUACGGUUUAUCUGAACUAUGACAAGGAAGAGGAUAAUGUGAUUGAUUUAACGGCAUUAACAGCAGCAGAGAUGAUCAAAGGAAAAUGCCCAUCCAAAGAAUUAGAUGCAUUUAUUCAUCUCUUAGCUGAAGCACUUGGCAAAGUGAGUGGAGAGCCUAGAAUUAUCCCGUCGAAAGAUAUCCCAAAGGCUAAAUUGGAGACUCUUCCGCGAUAUCGAAAAAAAGUACCGCGUAUCUUCAUCGCCAGCGUCAAUGAAGAUGAGGUCGAAGAAAUUAAGGCAUGGGACAGUGUCAGUGUAGUCAGUAUUAACAACGGACGUGGUCAUAUCUACAAGGAAACAGCAGCUGAUAACGACAAUGACCAUGAGAACAAUACAGUGUCAAGUACAAGUACUGAUGAUCACCAUGACAGUAGAUUAAUUAAUAAUGAUAAGAAUAAGGAUGAGAACUCAAACAAACAAUCUUCAACAUGUCUGAUACUGUGAUUAGCAGUAUGUCCACAACACAAUCAUAACAGUGGUUACAACAAACAACGGGACGGAGAUUAGAACUGACGAGAUGACGUUAUACGGCAACAUAAUUAUGGAGAUGGAUGUUGAAAGCUUCAUUUUUACGAAUCAGAUGUCAAAAAACGAAGGUUGAUAUGUUGUAUAUAAUUAGGAAAAGUUGCUUCUGUAAUGAUAUUCGUAUGGUGGAAAUGCAGAAUGCAAUGCACAUCCCCGGUGCACGUCGUGAUGAAAUCUGUGAUGCAGAAUAAGCCUAUAUAAA
Molecule: messenger RNA, 1716 nt
Organism: Lytechinus variegatus (green sea urchin)
Lineage: Eukaryota; Metazoa; Echinodermata; Echinoidea; Temnopleuroida; Toxopneustidae
Exons: 11
Coding region: 330-1433 (367 amino acids)
Molecular function (GO): protein binding
Source: RefSeq, a predicted model, not a curated record